Molecule: messenger RNA, 1499 nt
Organism: Mangifera indica (mango)
Lineage: Eukaryota; Viridiplantae; Streptophyta; Magnoliopsida; Sapindales; Anacardiaceae
Product: growth-regulating factor 3-like
Exons: 4
Coding region: 200-1219 (339 amino acids)
Biological process (GO): developmental process; regulation of DNA-templated transcription; DNA-templated transcription
Cellular component (GO): nucleus
Molecular function (GO): ATP binding
Source: RefSeq, a predicted model, not a curated record
AAAACUAGCCUUUACUCCCAGCCUCUGCUCCUUCUUUUCCAACACAACCACAAACUGAACAAAACAAAACAGUUGUGACAAAACUCGACUAUGCUCGCUCUUCUUGUUUCUUCUCUCGAAACAUGUUUAAACUUGUAGCUCUAGAAGGACAAAGUUUGUGUCUUUAUUUAUAUAGUACAUACUAGUGGUGGAGAAGGAGAUGAAUAUUGGUGGUGGCGGCGGCGGUGGUGGUGGUGGUGGUGGGGUUGGAAGUGGGAUGGGGUUAGUGGGAAUGAGGUCACCGUUUACAGUUUCACAAUGGCAAGAGUUGGAACAUCAAGCCCUGAUCUUUAAGUACAUGAUGGCAGGUUUGCCUGUGCCUCAUGAUCUUGUUCUUCCUAUUCAAAAGAGUUUUGACUCCAUUUCUUCACGCUUCUUUCAUCACCCCACCAUGGGUUAUUGUUCCUUCUAUGGAAAAAAGGUUGAUCCUGAGCCGGGGCGAUGCAGGAGAACUGAUGGCAAAAAAUGGCGGUGCUCCAAAGACGCAUACCCAGACUCAAAGUACUGUGAGCGCCACAUGCACCGAGGCCGCAACCGUUCAAGAAAGCCUGUGGAAUCACAUACCCUUACACAGUCAUUGUCCACCGUGUCAUCGCUGACUGUCACUGAAAGCAGCAGUGGGACUGGAAGCUCCCAGAAUGUUCCAUUACAUGCCUUUAGUGAUAUCCAAGUCAGUGGUUCUGGAACUAAUCCGUCCCAUUAUCAAGUAGAGUCUAUCUCUUAUGGAAUCCCAAAUAAAGAUUGCAGGUACCUUCAAGGAGUGCUUAAACCUGAAGUUGGGGAGCAUAGUUUCUUCUCUGAAGCUUCUGGAAGCAAUAGAGGUAUCCAGAUGGACUCACGGCUAGAUAACACAUGGCCUCUGAUGCAAUCUAGAGUCACCACACUUCCCCAGUCAAGAGCAAGCAACACAUCCAUCUUGCAAAGUGAUUAUUCUCAGCAUCCAUUUUUCUGCAGCGAAUUCACUGCUGGAGAGCAUAUAAAACAGGAGGGUCAGUCUCUUCGACCUUUCUUUGAUGAGUGGCCUAAAGCCAGGGACUCAUGGCCUUGUCUUGAAGAUGAGCGAUCCACCCAGACAUCUCUCUCAACUACCCAGCUCUCGAUAUCCAUUCCGAUGUCUUCAUCUGACUUCUCUGCCACACGCUCUCAAUCUCCCCAAGAUAAUUUAGACGGCAUACAUUGAGAAUUUCCAGAGCUAUACCUGGCCACCACAAACAAGUGCUACCAUGCUCACAUGUGUGCUCUAAGAAUUCAUUGACACAUUGAAUCUCUGUAAAGCUCCAUGUUCGUAGGAUGGCUACAUAGAUGUUGUGUAAUAUUUUGCAUUUGCAGGUUGAAGUGUUAGGUAUGAAAUAAAACAAACAAACUGUAGCAGGUAUUUGUGAAGUUAAAAACUUUAAAUUGUAUUGAAUGAAAGAGUAACAAGUUGGUUUGUGAAUAAAGUUUUUGGCUUGUUUCAUUUA